CGGUUUCAUAAUUAAUGGCAUCACAUUGCCAACAAAUUAAGUGAAUUGUAAUAUGGCCCUUAAUAAUACAUCAUCUGAUUCUGAUGAUGAAAUUGGAAAAUCACGAGCAAUGAUAUUUCCACAUGAAAAGCCACUUCAUGAAAUUCUUGGUGGAGGAAAAGUGGCUGAUGUGUUAUUAUGGAGGGACAGAAAUGUAUCAGCUGCGUUUUUGCUUGGGAUAACAUUAAUUUGGUUCCUAUUUGAGGUUGUUGAGUACAAUAUUGUGACACUUCUUUGUCACAUUUCCAUCACCACAAUGCUUGUAAUAUACCUAUGGUCUACACUUGCAGAUAUCUUGAAAUGGAAUGGUCCGCAGUUCCUAGAAACUGUUUUACAAGAAUCUUUCUUCCAAGAGCUUGCUUUCAUUGUCCACAGAAGAUUGAACCAAUUACUAAGAAUGUUCCUUCACAUAUCGUGUGGAACAGACCUACCAAUAUUUCUUCUGAUCAAUGUUUGCCUCUAUAUAUUGUCAGUGAUUGGAACCUACUUCAACUUUAUCAAUUUGUUAUAUAUUGGUUUUCUUUGUCUACAAACACUGCCAAUUGUGUAUGAUCGAUAUGAAGAAGAAAUUAACAAUCUGGCUGGACAUGUCAUAGUAGAUCUGAGGAGAAAAUAUAGAAGGUUUAAGAAAAGUUAUCUCAACAAAAUUCCCCGAGGACCAGUGAAAGAAAAGAAAAUCACAUAGACAAUUAUUUUUAAAUUGAAUAACUUGUGUGAGUAGAGCAUCGAUCUAAUGUAAACUUUAUGGACAAAUAUGAUCCAUAUAGUAUUGUGAUAAAUAUAAAGUUUCUAUUGGAUAUUUUCACAUGCUAGCUAUACAUGGCAAUGGGGAUUGUACAAAAAUUUGGAUGAUGGAAUACGACUUUUUUUCUUUUGAAAAAA
Molecule: messenger RNA, 921 nt
Organism: Medicago truncatula (barrel medic)
Lineage: Eukaryota; Viridiplantae; Streptophyta; Magnoliopsida; Fabales; Fabaceae
Product: reticulon-like protein B9
Exons: 5
Coding region: 53-724 (223 amino acids)
Biological process (GO): response to bacterium
Source: RefSeq, a predicted model, not a curated record